CGUCGUUUACACAUCUGUGAGUCUUUUUUUGUACCGUAGUACGCUAAAUCACCGUAAAAAAUGUGAACUGUCAGAAAUGACAUGCCCUUGUUUACGAGUGCCAUUAUUGCUUGGAACUACUCAGUUACAAGUUUGUAAAUGCGAUUACAGUUCGUACUGUUCACGUUCAGAACUUAUCAUCUACACAAAUAGUCUACAUAUUUUCCUGUUCAUCAGUUACACGCUUGCAAAUUGGAUUUUUCAACUAUAUAUUUAUUUUUCUAAAACGUAAUAUUUUUGUCAAUGAUUUACCUAAAUAAUUAUGAAUACACAAACUGUGUGGAGAGAAGCUGCGCUGCUCUGUUGCAGAACCUUCGCUGAGGCAGUAGCGUGAUCACGCAUAGACUCUCUGCCUCUUACAACUCAUACUCAUAUCUAGCCACAGCAUGGGCGCUCAGGCAGAAAGCACCGGAGUCAAGAGCAUCAACAACGAGGACACAGAGGAACAGUACCGCGCUCUAGCCUACGACACCGCAUUCAGCACUUUGGUAGCCGUGGUGGUUUACGUGGUGGUCAAAGUUAGCCUAGACGGGAUCAGGCAAUGGCGGGCCAGGAUCUCGGUUCUAAUAGUGGGCUCGGGUCCCGUGGGGCUAACGGCCGCGCUAGUCGCUGUUCGCUCAGGGAAGGUGCUGAAGCUGACACUACUGGAUGAGAGGUACCGCACGGCGCUGCUCUGCCGCCCCCAGCAGAUUGCCCUAGACCCAUGCAGCGUGAAGUUCCUUCUCGGACUGGGGGUCGACUUUGAUAACAUGGAGGGCUGCUGGCACAAUGAACACUUCUUUACCAAAAUAGGAGUGUUUCAGGAGUACCUGCUAAGCAUACUCGAGCAGAAGAGACAGAAGGUGGAUAUCAAGAUUCACCUGGGAACCAAGUUUACAGAGGAGUACCUACGGAGGAUCUCGGGCUCUGAGUGGCCACGUGUGAUCGUGGUGGCUGAUGGGUCGUGUGGGGACUCAUGCUCAGUGCUGGGUAUCAGCUCAGACUACACCGUAGAGACCUGCUACGCAUAUGGGGCUAAUGCUACCAUAGAGAGGCUGGACCAGAGACAGGUGCCGACCCCAGAGAUCCGAGCCCACAAUCUGUUCUUUGACCUGUCUGCAUAUGGAGUGGAGGCUCUCAGGGAGCAGAGAAGCUCUGCUGUCAAGCCAGCGUUCCACCUCAAGAUAUACGGAACCUUUCGGAACCGUUACAUGGCUCUGGUCUGCCCUGCUUCAGACGCCAAGAUGGUCAGAUUCCUUCGACACACUGCCAACUCCUCUGUCAUGAGGAACAUCUUCCACCAGUCUUUUAAUGCGUAUAAGACGGACAUCGAGCCCCGUCUCAGUGAGCUGACCCUGCACCACAUGCAGUGCAGCAGACGUCUGUUUGAGGUCCAGCUGUCUCACCGGAGAGUCAGCGCUGCCUACAUCGAGGGAGACAAUGUGUCUGUCACUGUGGAAGGGGAGGCCGUACGUGUGCUCAACUUCGACACAGGUUGUGGGGUGAACCUGGGGAUGAGGGGUCUUGAGUCCCUGGGGACGUUUAUCUACCGCACGGCCACAGCUGUCGACCAGAACGAUGUGUUGGAGGCCCUGUCCGCCAAGAUACAGCACUCCAGGCAGGUGGCUGAGACCUUCAGACAUGGUGGUCUGGGAGACACCAUGUUCCAGUGACUGCAGGGAGAGCACAGGGACACUGUCUCCAGAGGCCUGGCCUGACUGUUAGCUGACAGAGUAAUACGGCUUUUACACAAAUUGUAAGGGUUCUCCACCAGCGAAGUGAGCAACAGAACACUCGCAGUGCUGAUGUGAUCUGUAUCUUGACUGCUGAUGUCUAUGGAUAGGACUGAUUACCAUCGAAGUGCUUUCAUCAGGUCUGGCUGGUCAAAUCUGUGGUGAUGGAGACAGUGAAAUCGAAUGAGAUAAGGAGAACAUUUUUCUGUUGGACUGCUGUGUGGCUUAGCUUUUGUGUGUGGUUUGCCGAAGACCAUGUCUCUUAAUGGCUUCCUUUUCUCAUCUAACACAUCAUGUAGAUUGAAAUUCAGGAAUAAUGGGAAUCAAUUGCUAUCAAUGUUCUGUGAGUUCAACUGAAAUUUGAAUAUUGUUGUGAUUCUGGGUUUUUUCUUUCCAGUGAAGUUCUCUAUCUUGUGAGAUGUUCCUUACAUUAUGUCCUGAUUGAGCUUUCUGACACCUUUGGAAGAUGUUACAGUAUGUGCCUGGUGCAACUCAUUAACCUUGGAUAUCAACGAGAAUGAAACAAAUAGUUUCCGUUGUAACGACCCCUUUUGGUUGUAGAAAUGUUUACUGAUAAUGAGCAGCUUUUUAAGAAAAGGAACUGCAUCUGAUCAGGUCUGGUGGUAUUGUAAAAGGAAGCUGAGUUUCUGGCAGAUUGAUACAGUAUUUUCCUGUCCAGUUCCCUAUAUUGUAUCCACUAAUGUAAAAACAUUAUAGGUUAAAACAUUAUUAGCAGAUGAUAAUGAGGUGGGGAGGAAACUAUUUUGUGAUAAUGCACCCAAAGGAACACAGGAAAAUGUUAAGGGAGCUUUUUGUGGUAUUAUGUCCCAAUGACCAUGAAGAGGAUUGAGUGAGUAAUUAACAUGGAAUCCCUGGCACUGAUUAGUCCUUAUUUUUUUAUUAUUUAUCAUUAGUUACUAGCAUUUAUUGAAAUUGUUUCUUGUAAUUAUUUCACUUUACAGUAAUAAUAUAACUAAUCCAAUUUGUACUAGUAACUAUUUCCGUUUAUUUUUGAUAAUAUGUUCUCAUUAAACUGAUUCUUGUAACUUUUCUUUUUUUCACAAAUGUCUAUUAAAUUUUUCUAGUAAAACAUUUCAAUAUAUAAAAGUUUCAAUUCCACACUACUGGUGACUAUUCUCAUUGUUAACAGUUGCAUUUCCAUUCUCAUAAGUAAAAAUGUAAUUACAAGUAGAAUAAAUGUGUGGACAAAAUGGCAUAAAUGUGUGGACAAAAUGGCAUAAAUGUGUGGACAAAAUGGCCUUAAUGUGUGGACAAAUUCAAUUCAGAAGAGGCUCUGAGAUGCAAAUCCACCUCUACAACCAGUGACCAGUGUAGAAAGCACUAGUUGCUUUAAAAGGAUGACUGGUCAGCUCUGGGGAGUACAUGUUAAAACAGCUUGCCAUAGAAAAAUGUACUCAUUGUAAUGAUA
Molecule: messenger RNA, 3180 nt
Organism: Esox lucius (northern pike)
Lineage: Eukaryota; Metazoa; Chordata; Actinopteri; Esociformes; Esocidae
Exons: 5
Coding region: 426-1691 (421 amino acids)
Source: RefSeq, a predicted model, not a curated record